UAAAUACUGCAAAAGUCGGCCACAAGCUCCAAGCCACGGCCCAAUCGCCGGCUGACACUCACAAGAACCUGCCUCCCUCUGGAUCGCUAUCUCUUUUCUAGUGCUCAGGGAAAGCUAGCUCAGAGCUGCUGAGAGAAGGAAGCAAGGAGACGGAGAGGGAGGGAGGGAGGAAAAAAAAACACACACACACACACACACACACACACAGAGGUGUUGAGCAAGAACCGAGGCGGAUCGCCUUUUGUUCCUCCUGCCGAGGACUAGCCUGCCUGUCGGCGCCGCGAGAGAUCAAGAGGAGGCGCGGUUCAGUGAUUCCUACAGGGGAGGGAGAAGAGGAGGAACACCGGGGGCGGAGAGAGAUGAUGCGGGAGAUGUAUAUGGACGUGCUGCCGCCGGUGGACCACAUAGCCGCACGGAGCAACUGGUUCCCGGCCGCGGCGCGUCUCUGGACGGCGGAGGAGAACAAGCGGUUCGAGUCUGCGCUCGCCGGGCUCGACCUCUGCCACCCGGACUGGGAGAAGGUGGCGCAGGCCAUCCCCGGCCGGACGGUCCGCGAGGUCGUCAGCCACUUCAAGAACCUCCAGCUCGACGUCCAGCAGAUCGAGAGCGGCCAGGUGCCCUUGCCGGUCUACGGCAGCGGGGCCAGCUCGUUCACUCUGCAGUGGGACGGCAAUGGCGGCUACGGGCCCGGGGACUUCAGGCACGGGUACCGCUUCGGCGGAGGCUGCGGGAAGCGGCACCAUGGCCGCACGCCGGAGCAGGAAAGGAAGAAGGGCGUGCCAUGGACGGAGGAGGAGCACAAGUUGUUUCUCUUAGGCCUGAAGAAAUAUGGCAAGGGGGAUUGGAGGAACAUAUCACGCAACUUCGUUCAGACGAGGACGCCUACUCAGGUGGCCAGUCAUGCGCAGAAGUACUUCAUCAGGCUCAACUCCGGCGGCAAGGACAAGAGGAGAUCCAGCAUUCAUGACAUUACCACUGUGAACCUGACGGACGAGCAGCCUCCAUCACCAUCCCAGUCCUCUCUGAUCACCAACCAGUCAAACGCAUCAGCUCCGACUGCGGGGAUAGGCCAGUUCUCAUUGGCAGCCGAUGCCAAGCAACACGGUUCUGGAAAUCUGCCCUUCAAUUCACCAAGCCGGACCUCUGUGAUGGCGGCUUACCGGAUGGAUUUGCAAGAUCAAGGUCUGCAGUGUGGCCCUCUACAUGAUCAAUUGGUCGCCAGCCAGAGCAUUCUGUUCUAGGCGAAUUCCACUCUGCAGCAUGGAUCGAUCAGGUGUCCUAGUGUAUAAUACUUAUGGUCUUGCUGUAGCUUCAGCGCCUGUAUUGAAGUAAUUAGCCUUCUGGGAGCAUAACAGAAAGGGGAUCUUCCUUCCAUGGUGGUCCAUAAUUUGUUGGUGAUACCGAGAAUGUAACAAAAAGAACGCCAAGAAUUCGAUGCCUUGGUAUUUUCAGACUGUUACUUGAGUGGUAUGGCUGAAAACAUAUCAUGAUGCAUCCUAUGAAGUGGACUUGCAUUCAAUCAUGGAUCCUGCUUUUGCUUGACGUGGAUCAGCAGAACCUAAUUCUAGAUCCUUCUGGUCAGAUGAUGUAUCCACAACCUUCGUGAGUCGUGACCUUCUGAUUCUGCUGUAUCUGAAGAUGAUGCUUAUAUUGAGGGUUUCAGAGUUCAAAUCAUGUUGUAGUCCAGAUAUAUUUAUCCAUAGUAGUAACUAGUUGCCUAUUGGUGCCUGCCCAAAUCUGUGUUUGGACAAGUUUCAAACUUUUCUCGGAUGAACGCAACUUUUGAAGAGAAGAUAAACGAAAUUGAGUCUGCAAUGAGUCAUUCA
Molecule: messenger RNA, 1826 nt
Organism: Sorghum bicolor (sorghum)
Lineage: Eukaryota; Viridiplantae; Streptophyta; Magnoliopsida; Poales; Poaceae
Product: transcription factor DIVARICATA
Exons: 3
Coding region: 360-1241 (293 amino acids)
Molecular function (GO): DNA binding
Source: RefSeq, a predicted model, not a curated record